AUGGCACGAGAGAUAGGCAAAUUGGUGGACUUCGAUCCAGAAAUACAGCUAUGGGAAGACUACGCCAACCAAUUCGAGUUUUAUCUUGAUGCCAACAGCAUCACUAAGGAAGACCAAAUCAAACUGAAAAAGGUAAACGAAGACCAUGUUUUAAUAUCACUGGACGUAGUAUCUCUUUUUACUAAUGCUCAUAACAGUUUAAUAAGGAAAAUCAUCAUUGAGCGGUGGGAUGAAAUCCAGAAAUUUGUGCAAUUAGACCAGACUACUCUACUAGAGCUUAUUGAUUUUUGUUACGACUCGGGAUAUUUCGUGUUUGAUGGCAAUUUUUACCUUCAGAAGGAAGGAUGUGCUAUGGGGAGUCCAGCAAGUCCUUCAAUUGCCAUCAUUGCAGUAGAUUAUGUUGUUUCAAUGGCGUUGACUCACCUUGACUUUGAAAUUCCGAUUAUUAAGUCGUAUGUUGAUGAUCUCUUCGCAGUGAUUCCAAAGGAUAAAGUAGACAGCAUCUUAGAUGUGUUUAAUAGUGUUGACAAGGACAUCCAGUUUACCUUGGAAGUUGAGAAUAACGGGAAGUUGCCUUUUUUGGACAUACUAAUAGAAAGAUCAGAAGAUGGUGAUCUUAUAACUUCUUGGUUCAAGAAACCGUACAGCUCAGGAAGAAUUUUGAAUUUUAAUUCCAAUCAUCCAUUGAACCAGAAAUUGGGGGUUGCAAAAGGGUUUUUGAACAGAGCCAUGCGCUUGAGUCAUGUGAACAAGACCAAGGAAAGUAUUCGCAUGGUUAGAAGAUUACUGUCAUCUAACAAUUAUCCAAACAAGAUCAUCAGCAAGUGUGAGAAAAUUGUGUCCGAGAGGAUUAGAAACAACAUCAGGAGCAACAAUGUCAACAGGAAUUGGUCGUUUAGCAGAUUUCCCUACAUAAAAGGCUUGUCACCAAGACUGGGAUCUUUAUUUAGGCACACCAACUGCAAGUUGGUAUUCUAUAAUGUAUUCAAGGUUAAGGAUCUAUUUUCCCGGCUAAAAGACAAAGUGGAGAAAGAAGAUAGAUCUGGCCUGGUAUACAGGAUUCCGUGGUCGUGUGGAAAAUGGUAUGUUGGACAGACCAGGCAAAAAUUAAAAGCCAGAGUGAGACAACACAAACUUGACUGCAGACCUGAGAAGUCCAUAAAAAACAACAAAACAGCAUUAGCCGAACAUCACUUUGUUGAGGAUGGUCAUAACUUUCAGUUCAAGGAUGUUGAGAUUUUAGAUCUGGAGAAAAAUUACAUGAAGAGAAACCUAAGUGAAAUGAUUUUUAUUAAGGCGAUGAAUUGUGUCAAUUUUAGAUCCGACACGCAAAACCUCAGUACAAUUUACAGUGACCUGAUAAAUGAUGUUAAGGAUUUAGUGAAGUCAUAG
This is a messenger RNA of Neodiprion fabricii, 1392 nucleotides long. RefSeq lists its product as uncharacterized. Lineage: Eukaryota; Metazoa; Arthropoda; Insecta; Hymenoptera; Diprionidae. Bases 1 to 1392 code for a protein of 463 amino acids. The record is from RefSeq and is a predicted model, not a curated record. The transcript is spliced from 2 exons.